This is a messenger RNA of Rana temporaria (common frog), 1907 nucleotides long. Its product is annotated as gastrula zinc finger protein XlCGF26.1-like. The transcript has 5 exons. Bases 15 to 1697 code for a protein of 560 amino acids. Lineage: Eukaryota; Metazoa; Chordata; Amphibia; Anura; Ranidae. The record is from RefSeq and is a predicted model, not a curated record.
UCUACAAGGACGUCAUGAUGGAGAAUCAGCCGCCCCUCACAUCACCGGAUGGAUCCAGUAAAAAGAACCCACCAGGGAGAUGUUCCCGUGCUCUGCACUCCCAGGAUUCCACGCAAGAAGAUCAGGAGAUAAUUCACAAUGCUGAGAACCUUGGGUUUUGUAAUAUUAUCGUUAAGGAAGAGUUUAAAAAUGAGGAUGAUGAGUAUGGUGUGAUGAAAGAGCAUUCUGAAGGACACACGGAUCCCUACAAAGACACAGAGCCACCCGGUAACAGAAACCUACUAGAUAGAAGUCCCGGAGCUCAGGAUUCCCCACAGGACGAUCACACCACCCUUGAGUACGAUCAGGAUGAAGAACUUCAACACAUCAAAGUUGAGAUUAAAGAGGAAGUGGAGGAGGUGGUGGUGGGUGAAGACCAGCCUGAGGAGGAGGAGGAGACAAAUAUGCGUAAACAAGAUGGAUCUUCCAUAUAUAUCGACACAACUGGACGUUAUUCCUGGAAUACCUCUGAGGGACAUCUUACAUUAUCUCCAGCAGUAAAUCGCGCUACUCCAGCUCAAAGUGGGGGUAGAUCUUCAAACCCCCAAGGAGCCCACACGGGAGAGAGUUCAUUCUCAUGUUCCGUGUGUGGGAAAUCUUUCGGUGACAAAAAGGCAGUUCUUAGACAUGAGAAAAAUCACACAGACGAGCGUCCCUUCCCAUGUUCAGAGUGUGGGAAAUGUUUCAGUAAAAAAAAAGUCCUGCUUAUACACCUGAGAAUUCACACAGGUGAACGACCUUUCUCGUGUUCAGAGUGUGGGAAAAGUUUUAUUGAGAAAGGAAAACUACUCAUACACCAGAGAACUCACACGGGUGAGCGUCCCUAUUCGUGCUUAGAGUGCGGGAAAUCUUUCGGUGAGAAAAGAACACUUCUUACACACCAGAGAAGUCACACGGGCGAGCGUCCCUAUUCAUGCCUAGAGUGCGGAAAAAGUUUCAUUCAGACAGCAGACCUGCGUAAACAUGAGAGAAUUCACACGGGUGAGCGUCCCUAUCCCUGUUCAGAGUGCGGGAAAACUUUCAUGCAUAAAGGAGACCUUGUUAAACACCAUAGAAUUCACACCGGUGAGCGUCCCUUUGCAUGUACGGUGUGCGGGAAAUGUUUCAAUCUAAAAAAUUCACUUCUUAAACACCAGAGAACUCAUACGGGUGAACGUCCUUAUACUUGUACAGAGUGCGGAAAACGUUUCACCGAGAUAAGUGUACUUCGUACACACCAAAGGAUUCACGCAGGUGAGCGUUCCUAUGCAUGCCCAGAGUGCGGGAAAUGUUUCAUUCACAAAAGAUACCUUCUUAUACAUCAGAGAAUGCACACAGGCGAGCGCCCUUUUUCGUGUACGGAGUGCCCGAAACGUUUCUUUCAGAAAGGAGACCUUCUUAAACACCAGAGAACUCACACAGGUGAGCGUCCUUAUUCCUGUUCACAGUGCGGGAAAUCUUAUACAGAAAAAGCAAAACUUAGUUUACACCUAAGAAGUCACACGGGCGAGCGCCCUUUUUCAUGCUCUGAGUGCGGGAAAAGUUUUACUGGGAAAAGCGUACUUCUAUCCCAUAUGAGAACUCACACGGGCGAGCGGCCCUUCUCAUGUGCAGAGUGUGGGAAAUGUUUUACCUACAGGAAAGCACUUGUUCAACACGAGAAAGUUCACGCAAAAUAGAGUCCUUUUUUUCCAAGUUCAGGCCGUGAGAGACAUUUUCCCGAUAAAGGAAACCUUCUAAGAUGCCAGACAACUCACGCUUGUAAGAGCUCUUUUUUUCAUGUUCGAGUGCGGAAAAUGUUUUAUGCCUAUAGGAUUUCUGAUUAGACAUCGGCUUAAAUGUACCUGCUGUUGACAAGUAUACAAUGUCAUUAAACAGGUGGAUUUUUA